Pseudovirgaria hyperparasitica is the source of this 1467-nucleotide messenger RNA. RefSeq lists its product as uncharacterized. NCBI's taxonomy places the organism in Eukaryota, Fungi, Ascomycota, Dothideomycetes, Acrospermales, Acrospermaceae. The transcript has a single exon. Gene Ontology annotation, molecular function: metallopeptidase activity. Bases 501 to 1412 code for a protein of 303 amino acids. The record is from RefSeq and is a predicted model, not a curated record.
AGUAUUGAGGGAUUUAAAUCUUCUUGGCUCUAAUCCCAAUCUAAAACUAAAAUCUUAAGCCGCUUAAGAUGCUAGGCAGUACUGGAUGAAGACUUUCGUGCUAUGGCUUAAUUGAACAUACCCUGGCAUAAGUGACACAAAGCGACCGCCCAAUGGUCCUUGCACAUUUUAUCGCCGUAGCGCUUUUCCAACAGUCACAUCUAGGCGUGUAUCAAGGACAAUAAUGAUUUUGAUUGCGCGAAUACUAGAACAUGAAGAUUUUACUAUUUAUAUAUCCGGGCAAUAAGUUUUACGGCCCGGACAUGGGCUGGGAAUUUGUAUAAGGUCACUUAGAUGCUUGCGAUUGUCCUAACGUAUUCAUAUUGUUAGGACAGACCAGGUCUUGGUCCUUAUACCAAACGCACUGCCUUGGUUAUAUUGAGCAGUGAGAGCUCUUUACAGUUUGACGACCUUUCUUUUGCAACCCGAAGGGCUCUCUCUGUCUCUCACUCUUAUCACUUAUGUUCUUACCUCGUACGGUGACGCUGCUCGCAGCAGUGUUACUGGGUUUAUUCAUUCCUUCUUCCUCGGGCUGGACGUUCGCUUUCGACCAAACUUGCUAUGAAAAAGCCGACUUAGGCAGGAUAAGAGCAUCAAUGACUGAGGCAUACAAGAGUGCUGCUCUGGCUCGUUAUUAUUUGACUUUAACGUCCGGAGUCCCCCCUGGCAUGGCACAACCCCUCAAAAGCAUCUUCAAAGUCGAACCUACUGAUCCCGAAUAUGCGAACGUCCUUGAAAGGGUGGUACAGGUCUUGGGAGUGAUCCUAGAGUUUGAUCAAAUGACGGAGUCGAAUAUCGCAGCAAACUUACUGAUUCAUUGCGACAAUGGAGCAAACUGGGAACCCAUGUCCGAACGACUAAAGCCACUAAUCGGCUGGGACCGGAUCCCGGCGGAUCGGGCCUGGAUGAGCAUGAAGAGCGGGUUGAUCUUCCAUGGCCAUCAGCCGUGCCAUAGCCCGGUUGUUAACACUGCCGUAUACGCUUCUAUCCGCAACCCAUGGCUGGCUACACCAGACUUCCGGCGAUCCAUCACAUUAUGCCAGGGGCCGCUUGACAGAUCUCCUCGCAGAAUAAAGGACACGCUGAAUCAAGUCUCCGAUAGACAGUCAUUACACAGAUUCGUGGCACCAGAUCGAUCAUACCCCGUCCUAAGCUACCUGUUACUCCGUGAGAUGAUACGUGCGGCAAACGACAAAAUCAAAAGCUACCCAUAUACCUGGCGUAACAUUCUAGCCCUCGACACCAAGGGCGCGACGGAAAAUGCGGCCAGUUACGCAAUGUUGGCCUCCUUCGCGCUGCUUUAUAACCUGGGACAAGUACUGGGUCAUUCCGAGUCCGAUAUAAAAAUUGGUAAGAUGGUGGCUAGGACCUGAGCGGAGUGAAUCAUGUAUCUGCUAUGAGUGUAUCAGAAGGCUGUAUAUAUCCAAC